This is a messenger RNA of Dichomitus squalens LYAD-421 SS1, 258 nucleotides long. RefSeq lists its product as uncharacterized. The annotation marks the transcript as partial. The record is from RefSeq and is a predicted model, not a curated record. The transcript has 2 exons. Gene Ontology annotation, molecular function: nucleic acid binding; zinc ion binding. NCBI's taxonomy places the organism in Eukaryota, Fungi, Basidiomycota, Agaricomycetes, Polyporales, Polyporaceae.
UGUUUUGUCUGCUGGGGCUCUGGUCACGAUUCGAGGAGUUGCUACUUAAACAAAACUUGCGGCAAGUGCGGUCAAAGGGGCCACCCUAGUCGGCUAUGCACUGAGCGCGAGGUACGUCGCCGUCAUUUGUGCAAAAAUUGCUUCAAGUCGGGACACGAACACUGGGAAUGUACCGAGCCCAAGGGUUACAGUGAGAUGCGUUGUGAGCGCUGUGAUCGUCCUGGGCACGUCGCGCUUGACUGUCCGACUCUAAAAAGA